This is a messenger RNA of Colletotrichum aenigma, 1956 nucleotides long. RefSeq lists its product as uncharacterized. The coding region runs from base 1 to 1956 and encodes 651 amino acids. The record is from RefSeq and is a predicted model, not a curated record. Lineage: Eukaryota; Fungi; Ascomycota; Sordariomycetes; Glomerellales; Glomerellaceae. The transcript is spliced from 6 exons.
AUGUUUUCCAAUGACAUUACUGAUCCGAUAUUCGACCUCGAACUCGAAGAAUUUCACAACAAUGUCUUGCUUUCAGGCCUCUACAACACUUGGCAGGCAGGGCCCGAUCUUGACAACACCGAUUUUAGCACUGCCGCAUCACAGAUACCCACCUCCUUCACGCCUGACAUGUCCUUCAUCGGGGCGCAAACAAAUAUGAGUGACUUUGACUUCGGCCAUCAGAUCUCGCUCCAGCAGGACUAUGCUAUGCCAAUACCCCACAUAACAAAGAAGCGCCCAGUAUCAGCCAGCGAUUGGGAUGACAGGCGUGACACAAUCGAAUAUCUCUACUCGAUAGAGGGCAAGAAGUUGUCUGAGUUGGUGAGUAUCAUGGAGGGCGAGUAUGGCUUCGUCGCUACACAAAGACAGUAUAAGCGUCAAUUAGGAAAGUGGCAAAUAGAAAAGAAGGUGAAAAGAGACGAGAUGAGAAAGAUCCUGCAGAUUCAGAAGUGCCGACGGGAUCUGGAUGGCAAAGAAACAGCUUUUGUUGUCAGAAAUCAACCGGUAACAGAAGAGAAGAUCAAACGUUUCGUGCAGCGAACACGUAUUGCAGCAAGUCUACGCAGCCCUGCAUGUGCGACCGAAGCGAGCAAUGAGAACAUUACACCAGUGUCUAAGCAGCCGACACCGACAAUCACACGAGAUAGCCCCUCAGAAGAUGUUGACCAUGCGUCUCGUCAGUCUACUGGCACACCGAAUAGUCAUCCCGCCACUCUUGGGUUGGAUAUCAGCUUCGAGACCAGCUACUUCGGUUUCGAUCUCGCAGGCGAGAGCUUCGAUGAUUUCUUCCCUUUCCCAACUAUCGAUAAUCCUCUUGGGGGCUUGGCAGAUUCGACAAGCGUUGGCUCAGCUGCCGUUUGGCAGUCUGGGGCAGAUAGUUCCAGCGCUCUUGGUGCUGAGUCUUCUGUUAAGGGCCGUGGCGACGUGUCAGACGUCAUCAACGACGACAACCGCCACUUGAUCCAACAUUAUCUGGAGGUUAUCAAGGGCUACUCCAAGGUAGACGACCGCACGAAAGAGUCCAGCAAUCUAUUCGUCUCGGCAUUCACGCAGUCGCUGACAUUUCCACCUCUUCUCUACGCUAUACUCGCCUUUUCGGCCUCCCACCUCUCAAUCAAUGACCCAACUUAUUGCGACGGAGCCUCCAGGUUCAACCAGCUGGCCGAGGAAACCUUUUGUCAAUACAGAAAGACUAAUGCAAAAGAGAUUGCAAGUCUUCUCUCAGCCCUCUUUAUCCGGAUCAAACAACUUCAUGUGAUGGGUGGCAGCAUCGACGCUCUCUUCGAUCUCAUAACGGAGAUUGUCGAGAUCCCUACUUCGAGCAAACAUUUCCGUCACAGAAUUGGCGAGAUUGAUGCUAGAAUCCACGAUCAACUCGAGGCAGAGUUCGCCAGUAGCGCGCCUGUAAGAACUGCGGAGAUCAAGUUACUGUAUGAGAGCAUUCGGAGGGAGCUUGAGCGCUGCGAUCGUGAUAGGCCUCAGUCGACGGGAGCCCAGGCUUCUGACAUCAUGACGAAUGAGGUUCUCGGCACAGCCGAGUAUAACUAUCACAUAAUUUCAUCAGCUCUGCACUCGGCCAUUUUGUACCUCUCACAAAUCUACCCGAUGCCAAUCUUUGACGUAAACCAAUCAAUAUCCAAAAUCCUCCAGCAUCAACUCAGGAUCCAACACGACCCAUCGCGAGCCAACUCACCGCCGUCCAUCCUGCCUUCAUCGAUGUUCUUGGCCGGCUUGUCUACCACGGACCCUAUACACCGUGACUGGGUUAUCAAAACGUUGCGGGAGGCAGAACCUUGGGGUAUAUAUAUCAAGAAGAUUAGAUUGCUUCUGGAGGCAAUUCACACUUUGCAAGCUGGCGGAAAAAGGGUUGAUGUUCGUGACGCCAUGGAUCAGGUCAGUGGUAGGUUCCUGAUGUAA